This is a messenger RNA of Penaeus vannamei (Pacific white shrimp), 3862 nucleotides long. RefSeq lists its product as uncharacterized. The record is from RefSeq and is a predicted model, not a curated record. Lineage: Eukaryota; Metazoa; Arthropoda; Malacostraca; Decapoda; Penaeidae.
UCAUUACUAUUAGUAUCGUUAUUACAAUGAAAAUUUGUUAAUUUCAUCCUUAUUAUUAUCAUCACUACUAUUCCUAGUAUAAUGAGCAUCACAGGUGAAUCCAUGAUGAAAAACAAACAAAUAAAGUAUGAAGUGUCAUCUGGUGCAAGCAUCAAUUGAUGUCAUACUUAGGCUUUGGUUGAAGUCCUUGGGGAAGCUCUAAGAUGUUGAAGCAGGCAAGUAGUGUGGAGCACGUUAUUCACCACAUAAAUAUUACAGUUCAUGUCUUCUUCUCAAGUCAAGGUCGCUUAUACUCUGCGUCACUCUUAUGCCUCUUCCCAAUGAAUGACUUUUACCGUGCUUACUCGUUUCCUUAUUUCCCUUUCUUUACUCUGAACAACCAGGAUAGGGACGAAGGGAAAGUGGUUGUGGAAGAUGACUUCGACUGAAAAGCUGUACGAGCAUUUCACCGUCAGUUACCAGCUCACCCUUGUCAUGCGCGAACUUCUACACGAAGAAUAGUUCGUCCACGCAAUCACCCAUUGGCACAGGAAUGUCCCUCUCCUGAGGACGUGCUUCGGCAAGCAAGACGGAGAGACUUGGGUCCGGGAAAUGCCGCAGGAGAUAAUAGACUUUGAGUUAAUUUCAGACAACGAAAUGGACGAAGAUACACACGCUAAACUUCAGAGUUACAAGUCCCUUGUGGUGCGUGAAGCUGAAAGCAAAACCAGACUCUCCAGAUGCUGCGCUAUGGGAAGGCGUUCCAGGAUAUCCUUACGUGUAUUCGCUUUUCCUGGGCAUUAAUCAUGCUAUCACUGACGGCACUACGAACACUAUCAUUUGCAUCUUCCUCGUCCAGAUCCUCGAAGAUGUUCUGGCUGGAAAAUAUAUCAGUGACAAGGACCAGCUUGGGGUUUUCGUCUCGGAUGAAAAAACAAAGGAGGUAAUAAAAGAACAAAUGACAUUCGUGAAAAGAGAUCCGGAACUCUACAAUACGUUGGUAGGAGGCUAUUAGGCACUCCAGGAAAGGCACUUACUACUAAUAAGAUCUUUCAAGGCAUUGGGAGAGGAAGAAGCAAGGACCUUAUACUUAACACGGAGCCUAGACGCCGAAACUACCACUGCAUUUAUCAAACGGUGUCGUGCAGAGGGCGUCGCUGCCAACUCAGCCUUCACAGCUAUCGCUAACUUUGCGUUUGUUGACGUCGUGGCGUACGGAGGCCUCGAGCAGGACGCCGUCAACGCCAGACAUUACUGGAAAGGCGAUACCUCUCAGUACCUCGGGUGUCAUCUCACUCUGCUGGAUGUGAUUCUUGAAACGCCGCAAAUCUCACUGAAAACUUUUGGAGUUAUGCAAAGCCCAUAAACAAAUGGACGGGGUAAAAGAGCUGCUGCCGAAGGUCUCAGGUUCUGACCCCACUUUUGAGUUCGAAUUCUGCAUCACCAACAUGGAAGACAUAACGAAAAUGGCGACCGAGGGCGGCGAUCACGCGCAGGUUGUGCAUCUCCUAAGGACUGCUGAUGAUGGAGAAAGCAAAUGGAAAGUGGUUGUGGAAGAAGACGGAAACCGAAAAGUUAUUUGAGCCUUUUGCCGUCAGUUACCAGCUGACCAUCGUAACGCGCAAACCUCUGCUUGAAGAACAGGUCAUCCGGACUCUCACCCAUUUCCACAGGAAAGUGCCUCUCUUGAGGACAUGCUUUGGCGAGCGAGAUGGUGAGGCGUGGCUCAGGGAGAUGACAGAGGAGAUAAUAGACUUCGAGUUACUUACAGAUAACAUAAAGGACCAAGAUCUACACGCCAAACUACAGGGAUACAACUUCAAUACAGAAAUUGGCCCUUUAUGGUGUGUGAAGCUGAGACCAGAAUCACAUUCUUCAGCAGAGUGUGUAUUCAGGGAAGGCACUUCAGGAUUUCCUCACAUGUAUUCGCUGUUCCUGGGGAUCAACCAUGCUAUCACUGAUGGCACUACGAACGCCAUCGUUUGCGGCUUCCUCAUCCAGAUACUCGACGAUGUUUUGGCAGGAAAGGAAAUCAAUGACGAGGAACAACUCGGGAUUUUCAUAUCAGACGAAAAGACGGUGAAAGCAAUGCGAGAACAAGUAGCAUUUGUGAAAGACAAUCCUGAAGUCCUUAGAACAUUGGAAGAGGACCACCGGAAACUACAGGAAAGGCAUUCAAUUUUGAAAAACACUUUCAAAGGAGUUGCAAAGGAAGGAGCACGAACUGCGUUUUUGACAAAGGAUUUGAACACUGAAACUACUGCUGCCUUCAUCAAGCGGUGUCGCGCAGAGGGCGUCACCGUCAACUCUGCUUUCAUAGGCAUAGCUAACUUUGCGUUAGUGGAUCUGCUGGCGCAGGGGGGCCUCGUGCAGGAAUCGUACAGUAUCCGCAAUGCACACGUCGUUAACACCCGUCGCUAUAUGGAAGGCGAUGCUUCUCAGUACCUAGGGUGUCAUAUCGCGAUCCAGAAUGUGAUUCACGAAACCCCGAGAAACUUCAGUGAAAACUUUUGGAGUUAUGCAAAGCCCAUUCACGACGAAUUUCAAACGAAAAUCAAAAGUGGUUUUCCGCUACAAGUAGAGGGAACAAAAGACCUCAUGCCAAAGACUUCAGAUUUCGACACCACUUUCGAGUUCGAUUAUUGCAUCACCAACAUGGGAGACGUGACGCAGAGGUUGACCGAGGGCGGCGAUCAAGUGCAGGUGGUGCAUCUCCUAAGGAUUGCGGAAAUAAGUAGAGUUCCGAUAGCACUGGAUAGUUUCUUGCACAGUUUCCGUGGUCGUUUCACGCAUACUCUCGCCUACAACACAUCACUUGUCACUUCGCAAAUGGCAGAACUGUAUUACGAGAAGAUAGAUUAUUAUCUUCGAGCAUCGCUAAAGAUUUAAAGGUGUAUUUCAUAGUUACAUAUUCCAAAGUAUGUUCAAUUGGCAUUUCUUUUUUUCCGUAAUACUGUCAAAUCCUUAAUCUUAUGCAUAUGUAAGUCAAGAAAGACAAAGUAAAGCAAACACAAAUUAUAUACUUUGGAAUGAUGAGAUAGAAGAACGAACGUAUAUGAGAGGUGAAGAUACUUAUUAGCAACCAAAGUUUCUUGAAAUAUUUAUGAUCAGUAUAGAUAAAAUAAAUCCAUUUUAUAUAUAUUCUGUGACCUAUAUUUAUGGAAUUUUAACUACAGAGUAAAUAUGAGAAUGUGCACCACACUAAGAUCCGUGUUACUGAAUAAUGUCAAAUUUCGGUGUCAUGAUUUUAUUAUAUCAACUAAAAUGCAUUGUAUUACCAUUUUAUAACUAAAAGAUCCUAAUACAUAAUAAAAUAAGCUUAUUUACGGACCUAGAAAAUUUACCAGUGACAGAAGCUUUAACGAUGAGAGGGGCUUUUCGGCUCAAAAAUCUUUUUUCAUGCAUUAAUCAUGCCGAUCAUUUAUUUACUGAAUUGUACUACCAACGUCAUUGUCAAUAUAGUUGGGUAGUAUUACCUUUUUUGUUUGUGUUAAUUGUGACGUUUGGCUUUUCUUUAAUUAUUUUUAAGAAAUGAUCCAUAUUUGGAUCUUUGCAUAUUUGAUAACUAAUUGAUUACUUAUUUUCCAUUCUGUCAUAACAUACUGUUUUACGUUUUUUUUUAAUUUUAUAAUUACAUAGUUUGUAUUUACUCUAAGUGUGGCGACAUAUGUUGUAAAUUACGUAUUUAGCUAUUUUAUGCAAUCACAUCAAGAUGAAAAAAAAUAUAAUUUUGGGUUGAGAUAUGUGAAAUAAUAUUAUUAACACUGUUACUAUUAUUGCCAUUAAAGUUUCUAAUCUGCCAUUAUUCGUUGCUUCUUGGUUUAUCAUCAGGAUUAUUUAAGGAUUGCGACACAAAUCAGGAAAAAAAAAAAAAAAAAAAAAA